AUGGAUCGCACAGAGCCCACGAAGGUCGAGAGUUACGAAGAAACUGAAAAGGAUAGCAAGGCUUAUUCUGGAGAUGAGGGUGAAAUAACAACGCAAUCCAAUGUGGAAAAGGAAGCAUUAAACACAACCACCAAGUCAAUUGGUAUCAGGCGAGCUGAGUUAUUACAAUUGCAGUAUCAAAAUCCCAUUUUGAGAGUAGUGCUCUUUUUUUGCAUCUUCUUGGUUGCAUAUGGGUAUGGAUUGGACUCAACUGUCCGUGGUAAUUUGCAAUAUUAUGCUACCUCAUCAUACCUGCAACAUUCAUUAUUCACAACGGUGAACGUUAUGCAAUCCGUCAUUAGUGCAGCUGCUCAACCAUUUUACGCAAGAUUAUCUGAUAAGUUUGGUCGUUUAGAAUUGUGCUUGUUCGCGAUAGUGUUUUAUUCAACGGGAACAGUCAUCCAAUCGCAAGCUUACGAUAUCAAUAGGUUUGCAGGCGGCUCAGUCAUUUACCAGAUUGGAUACACUGGUAUUGUUAUUAUGUUGCAAAUUAUUUUGGCUGAUUUUUCAAAUUUAAAUUGGCGUUUACUUUGUUCUUUCAUUCCUGCGUUGCCAUUUAUUAUCAAUACUUGGGUUAGUGGUGAUGUUGUCUCAUCAGUUUUAGCCCAUUACUCUUGGAACUGGGGUAUCGGUAUGUGGGCCUUUAUUUUCCCUCUCAGCUUUGUUCCUUUACUUUGUUGUUUUAUACAUAUGCAUGUCAAGGCCAGAAAGACACCAGAAUGGCAAGUUUUGAGAAGAGAGCAUGAGAGCCAGAGAAAGCACUCAAAGACUAGUCUCACCUAUUGGAAAGCAUUAGUAGUGGAUUUGUUUUGGGACUUGGAUGUUAUUGGAUUGUUGCAUGUUAUUAUCAUUUUAGGAUUUAUUUUGGUACCAUUCACACUUGCUGGAGGCGUCAGCUCGAAAUGGGCAAGAGCCUCAACAAUUGUCCCCUUAGUUAUUGGUGUUGUGUUUAUUCCAAUUUUCGUUGUAUGGGAAGCAAAGUUUGCACGGUCGCCAAUCAUGCCGUUGCCAUUGAUGAAAGAUCGUGGGGUCUGGGCAGCUUUGUUGAUUGCCAUCUUUAUCAAUUGGAUUUGGUACAUGCCUAAUGAUUUCAUGUACACAGUGCUCAUUGUUGGUAUGAAUGCUAGUGUCAAGGCAGCAACCAGAAUAACAUCUUUAUAUUCAUUUGUCUCUGUCAUUGUUGGGCCGAUUUUGGGGUUAGUCGUGGUUCGUGUUAGAAGAUUGAAAGGAUUCAUCAUUUUUGGAUGUAUCUGCUGGGCUGUGAGUUUGGGGAUUUUGUUUCACUUCCGUGGUGCUAAUGACGGUGUUGAAAGUCAAAAGUAUCUUGACGGUGUCAUUGGAGGGUUAUGUUUGAUGGGCUUUGGAGCAGGAUUCUUCACUUACUCAACCCAAGUUAGUAUCAGUACAGUAACCAACCACGAGUACAUGAGUGUCAUAAUUUCUGUGUAUUUGGCAAGUUAUUGGAUCGGCUCUUCAUUGGGUACAUCGAUCAGUGGAGCCAUCUGGACAAACAGAAUGCAUGUGGUCAUUUUGGAUAAAAUGCAAGAGAUGAACAUUGCCAAUGCUACAGAGCUAGCACUGUCAGCUUACAACUCACCCUUUGAAUUCAUUAUUGAAAAUACAUGGGGCUCACCGGCUAGAAUAGCUGUGGUUACCGCUUACGCGCAAGUGCAGAGGUACCUUUGUAUUGCGGGGCUAGUACUUUGUUUCCCAUUGAUUUUAAUUACGUUCUUAUUGAGAGACCAUAGAUUGGAUUCGGUGCAAUCUUUAGAAAUAGAUCACGAUCAUGAAAAGGGUGUUGUUAAAGAUGGCAAGGUUGUGGUCAAUAAUUACGAUGAUGAUAUUUUGAUAAACAAGUUGAGAAGCUUUUUCAAUAUUGGCAAGCGAUAG
Messenger RNA from Lodderomyces margitis, 1929 nucleotides. RefSeq lists its product as uncharacterized. Gene Ontology annotation, biological process: intracellular iron ion homeostasis; transmembrane transport. The record is from RefSeq and is a predicted model, not a curated record. Gene Ontology annotation, cellular component: endosome; vacuolar membrane. NCBI's taxonomy places the organism in Eukaryota, Fungi, Ascomycota, Pichiomycetes, Serinales, Debaryomycetaceae. The transcript has a single exon. Bases 1 to 1929 code for a protein of 642 amino acids. Gene Ontology annotation, molecular function: siderophore-iron transmembrane transporter activity.